This is a messenger RNA of Neoarthrinium moseri, 903 nucleotides long. RefSeq lists its product as uncharacterized. The record is from RefSeq and is a predicted model, not a curated record. The coding region runs from base 1 to 903 and encodes 300 amino acids. The transcript is spliced from 3 exons. Gene Ontology annotation, molecular function: nicotinate-nucleotide-dimethylbenzimidazole phosphoribosyltransferase activity; oxidoreductase activity. NCBI's taxonomy places the organism in Eukaryota, Fungi, Ascomycota, Sordariomycetes, Amphisphaeriales, Apiosporaceae.
AUGUCUACAAUACUCCAGAACGUUGCGGUUGUUGGCGCCUCGGGAAAUCUUGGCGCUCCAAUUGUCAAGGAGCUGCUGGCCCAGGGGUUCAAUGUGACGGUAAUCACGCGCGAGGGGUCGUCCUCGGUCUUUCCCUCCAGCGUCACCGUCAAGAAACUUGAUGUGAGAUCCGUACCGGCCCUCACCACUGCGUUUCGCGGCCAGGACGCCGUGGUGAACGCCGCCGCCAAAUCCGCAGUAGAAGAUCAGUUGCCCCUGAUUGACGCAGCGCUGGCUGCAGGAGUCCAGCGAUUCCUGCCGGCUGAGUUCGGGAUCAACCAAAAGACUCCCAGCACGCAUGCUUUCGCAGUCAUAGUGAAGGAUAAGGCUAAGGUGGUGGACUAUCUUGUUCGUAAGGCCAACGAAAAUGCGAAGUUUUCCUGGACCGGGCUUUCUGUCGGGCUAUUUUUGGAUUGGGCCUUAGUCAACGGGCUUGCAGGCUUCCACAAGGCAACACGUACUGCCGAGAUCUUCGACUCCGGAAACGAGACCUUCCACGCUUCCUCACUGGGCUUCAUCGGCCGCGCAGUGGCAGCGGUGCUGUCUCGUCCUUCGGCGACAGCCAACAAGUACCUCGUGGUUUCGGGAGUUUCUCCGACCCAGAACGAGAUCCUCAGGGUCAUCGAGACCGCAACGGGCCAGAAAUGGGCAGUCAAGCAUGUUGAUAGCAAGGAAAAGAAAAAGCAAGGCAUCGCAGCUCUAGAAAAGAGCGACUAUAAUGGUGCGUUUCUGCCGCUGCUCCAUCAUUACUUAUUCAGCGAUGGUGGGGGUAACGGGAUCUCACUUGAAAAUAGUGAUAAUGCCGUGCUGGGACUUGAGGCGGAUGAUCUGCCCGAGCUUAUCAAAUCUAGCUUGAUGAAUUAG